AAAAAAAAAAUUGAUUGAAAUGGAGAAAAACAAUAAUGUUUGGAUUGGUUGGGAAAAAGAAAUGACACAAUUGGUUGAUGGGGCCACGUCUUCCAGUGUGUUUUCCACUUAUGAUCAGACAAUAAAAAAAAAUGAAGCGUCGAAUGCAUUAUCUCAAGUGUCAUUUAAUGAAUACUUUACGUACUAUGAAUCAAGUAAAGCAAUUAAUAACCCUAACAAUCCUUACCUGUGGAUUUUACUGCAUAGAAACGGUGUCCUUUUGAUAGGUUUUUCGGUUUUGAAUGACUUGCUUGUGGACGCCCGAAACCGUAGGGAACAAAAUGAACAAGUUUUUUUCAAAACCACGUAUCCCUCGUACAUUCAAGAUAAACAAAUUAGUGGCAAACGGCAUCAUGGAGCGACCCAUUGUGAUACCAAUCUUGUUCUUUGUACUGUGUCUCUUUGUGUUCAAACACAAGACAUUGUUGAAACGCUGAAAUCUUUGCAUGUGAAAUGUCCCGUCUUUGGAAAAAUAGUCGAUUACAACAGUCAUUUAGGUACAUUUUUGAACGCAUGGUUGGACACAAAACAAGAAACUAAUCUUUCUCCUUUUUGGAUUGUGAUGAUUGCUUCUCAAUCACAAAAACAAAUUGAGAAAACUCGUGCGUCCCUCAAAACCCAUGAAUAUCAAGACCAAACAUUGAAACCAUUUCCAAUUCAUGAAGCCAUUCAUUCAGUAGCGACUCUCUUUGUUUAAUUAACGUUACAGUCAUCCUGAUUCUUGCAAUAAGCUUUCUCAACUAAGUUUCGUUUUUGUUUUACUUGAAAUUUUUUUCACUUUGGCCCAACAUUUAAUGAGUGUAUUUUUUUUUCUUUAUCCGUUAAAGCGGCACAAUAAAAUGGCAUUGAGAGAGAUUCACACAUUUUUC
Molecule: messenger RNA, 908 nt
Organism: Hylaeus volcanicus
Lineage: Eukaryota; Metazoa; Arthropoda; Insecta; Hymenoptera; Colletidae
Exons: 6
Coding region: 20-736 (238 amino acids)
Source: RefSeq, a predicted model, not a curated record